CCUCCUCCUAUGUGAAGUAAUUUUGGAGUCGCCCAAUCUGUCAACAUGGCGGCCCCCAGUGAACAAUUUUGGAAGCCACAUUACCCUUGCGACUACUACAAGCAGGAGUACACAGACUGCACAAGUAUAGGACACAGGUUCCACACCUACUAUGUGUAUGGAGAAAAGCCGGAGUGUGCUCAGUGGAAAAAGGACUAUGAGGCUUGUUCAGCAUGGAUGAAAACCAAAUCAGAAGAAGCAAAGCAAGAACUGAUAAAGGUUGAGAACAGGCAUCUGCAGCAGAAAUAUUACGUCAACCCCGUGUGGCCUCGCAGAGUCACCCCUCCAAAGGAUUGGUAUCUUCCGUUAGAGGAGAUGUCACAGAAACAACAAGCAAGUUAACACCAGCUACAACUAGUUCAGUUCGGUUCUGUUGAGUUCAAAUUGACUUUAGAUAGCUAGUCAAUUGACCAAAUAUUAAUGGUUAAGAUGAAAUUGAAUAAAAAGAGAUGGAACAGAUUUUAUUUCAAAAGUUAAGCAUAUAUCUAGUGUUUUUUUUUUUACUCACUUCCAUAACAAUGAAGCAUACAGGUACCAGAGCUACACCAACAUUUUCUACACAAGCAACAAGUGAAGCAAGUUAACAUCAGCUGCAGCUAGUUAAGUUUGGUUCUGUUAAGUUCAAGUUCACUUCAUAUUGCUAGUUAGUUGACCAAGUAUUAAUGGUUAAAAUGAUAUUGAAUAAAGAUGGAACUGAUACUCAUACAGAUUGUAUGUGAAAAGCAUGAAGAAUGUUUUUCACUGAUCAUUUUGCACAUCAUCAAUGAAGAAGACAGGUGCUGACCGCCAUUUUGGUGUCCUGAUUUGCACAUACAAUUGUAUAUAAAAACAUAUCAAUAGGUCGUAGUGCAAGUGUACACAUAUUGUUGUGUUUCUCUGGCACUUUUUAUAGUUAUUUUCUUGUAUUUCCUUCAGUGUCACAAUUCCAUGAAGCUCCUAGAUCUAGAAUUGUUUAGGAAGGCAGAGGGUAGAAUUGCACAAGUUAGAUGUUCAAGGGCUAGGUGUAACAAGUAAAUCGGUGUAACGUAGCCAGCGCCUCGUGCCUGCGAAGCUGGUGUGUUGACGGUGAUACUGGCUACACUGAUGCAGA
Molecule: messenger RNA, 1129 nt
Organism: Branchiostoma belcheri (Belcher's lancelet)
Lineage: Eukaryota; Metazoa; Chordata; Leptocardii; Amphioxiformes; Branchiostomatidae
Product: UPF0545 protein C22orf39 homolog
Exons: 4
Coding region: 46-381 (111 amino acids)
Source: RefSeq, a predicted model, not a curated record